Molecule: messenger RNA, 4139 nt
Organism: Larimichthys crocea (large yellow croaker)
Lineage: Eukaryota; Metazoa; Chordata; Actinopteri; Sciaenidae
Gene: tom1l2a
Product: target of myb1 like 2 membrane trafficking protein a
Exons: 16
Coding region: 76-1698 (540 amino acids)
Biological process (GO): signal transduction
Cellular component (GO): endosome; membrane
Molecular function (GO): clathrin binding; ubiquitin binding; phosphatidylinositol binding
Source: RefSeq, a predicted model, not a curated record
CUGUGGGCGGGGCUUGGUCGCACCGCCUCUGGGCCUCAGCCUCUGUCAUUCCCGGGCGGAUUGUUUGUUGUCAAAAUGGAGUUCUUACUCGGCAAUCCGUACAGCACUCCUGUGGGCCAAUGUAUAGAGAGGGCCACAGAUGGAGGCCUACAGAACGAGGACUGGACCCUCAACAUGGAGAUCUGCGAUAUCAUAAACGAGACGGACGAGGGGCCGAAAGACGCCAUGCGGGCACUGAAGAAGAGACUCGGUGGCAACAAGAACUACAGAGAAGUGAUGCUGGCGCUAACGGUAUUGGAAACAUGUGUGAAGAACUGCGGCCACAGGUUUCACGUCCAGGUGGCCAACAGAGAUUUCAUCGACGGCGUGUUGGUCAAAAUCAUCUCCCCUAAAACCAACCCUCCAACCAUCGUACAAGACAAAGUGCUGUCACUCAUACAGGCCUGGGCUGAUGCCUUCAGGAGUAGUCCCGAUCUAACUGGCGUGGUCCACAUUUAUGAGGAACUGAAGAGGAAAGGCAUCGAGUUCCCAAUGGCAGACCUGGAUGCACUGUCUCCCAUCCAUACACCACAGAGGGGUACACCAGAGGUGGACCCAGCCAUGAUCAAGUACCUAGCUCCUGUCUCACCUGCUGCUGGGACUCCUAAACCUUCCCCAAGCCCUCCCUCUGUCACACAGGUCCCCCAGGUGCCCAGCCCCAUCACAGCAACCCCUGAACAGAUCGCCCGGCUGCGCAGUGAGCUGGACGUAGUCAGAGGAAACACCAAAGUCAUGUCAGAGAUGUUAACAGAGAUGGUCCCUGGCCAGGAAGACACCUCUGACCUGGAACUGCUUCAGGAGCUGAACAGAACAUGCAGGGCUAUGCAGCAGCGAGUGGUCGAGCUGAUUUCACGCGUCUCUAACGAGGAAGUCACCGAGGAGCUGUUGCACGUCAAUGACGACCUCAACAACAUUUUCCUGCGAUAUGAGAGGUACGAGAGGUACAGGUUGGGUAGAGCCGCACAGAACAACGGGAUGUUGAAUGAGGCCACAGAGGACAACCUGAUAGACCUGGGCCCAGGUUCCCCUGCCGUGGUCACGCCCAAAAUCACCUCCAGCCCUCCAACUCGCCCCAACGUUGGGGCCACUGCCUCCCCAGUCCGUAACCCCACUACUACAGCCUCGCUGUCCUCUGCACUAGCUGGUCUUGAUGUGGCUUCAGACAGCGUGAGCGGUACCCUGACCUCUCUAUCAGGCCGCAAUCAGGAUGACUUUGACAUGUUUGCCCAGACCAGGACCAGCUCUCUGGCUGAACAGCGCAAAAAUGUAAAGUAUGAGGACCCUCAGGCUCUGGGCGGCCUGGCCUCGGCUUUGGAUGUGAGACAGCAGAACACAGGAGGGCUGAGGGUAAAAGGGGAUGAUAACCCAGCAGAUCAGGAGCUGCCCAUAGACAGCUGGCUUAUUACCCAAGGAAUGAUCCCCGUAUCGCAGUCCUCUGUCAUGGAUGACAUAGAGGAGUGGCUCUGUGCUGACGUGAAAGGGGAUGCUGCAGAGGAAGGGGUGACCAGUGAAGAGUUUGAUAAGUUCCUGGAGGAGCGAGCAAAGGCAGCGGACACUCUGCCAUCUCCCCCCGGAGCUAACCCUGCUCACCCUGCCCGUGCCCCUGGUGGUUCCCACAAGAAGGCCGAACGGACGGAGGAUGCCCUCUUUGCCUUGUAAACUGUUCUCAGAGGACUUCGAUCUCUCCUCCGCGGCAUCUUAAAGGUCCUUGCCCCGAAUGAUUCCUCCCAAACAGUCCAUCCAGUCCCAUUUCAUCGCCGACUGCGAGUGGUGUAGCAAGUGAUCUUGUCAUUCUCUUGCCACCGUGUUGCUCUAACAUGCAGAGGUCCAACGUGUUUACUGCGCACAACCGUGUUGCGCUUUACUAUAUAUGGAUGUUAUUAAUCUGUUAGUGUGGGAUGUAGUACUCGCAGCCCUGCAUCUCAUCUGUAACAUGCCACAAAAGGAAGAUAGCUCAACUUUGUCUGAUGUGGUUUUAAAAAUGUGGUAUAUUACUGCAAGAUUAAUGGAAAAAGUUCACUGCAUUGAGUCAGUAUGAAAGCAUACAAUUAGGAUUAUAUUAUGUUGUUUAACUACAUUCAGCUAAUUGCUAAUUUAUGCAUUUAUUGUUUUGUUCUGUACUCUGUACUAGCGCUGUGGUUAUGGUCGAUCCAUGGAUUAUUUUCCCCCCACACAAAUACUCCAGUUGGAGGUCUAGUUAUGCUUCUAAUACUGAGAUAUGUGUGGAAUGGCAACACGUUGUAUUAUCCAAUUUGCCUGCAGCAGUGCGGAGAAAAGACUUGCGUAAUCUAGAGCUAAUGUUGACGAGUGUAUGCCAGCAUUCCUUUAACCAAAGGGAAUAAAACACACAAAAAAAAUCUAGUUAGAAACCUGUUUCAAAUAUUUCAAAGUGGAAGGAACGUGCCCGUGGAAUAUUUCCCAUCAGUAUUUUCAGUCCUCUGAAACGCUACAACAGAUUAGCUGAGAAAAGCGCGCGCUUGAAGAAACACUUUUAGCCAUUCCAAAGACUAUAAAGGCUUUAAUGACCAACUAGCACUGAAUUUUACCUUGUCGAACAAUAAUCGAGUUCAUGUGUUAGAAAUGUUUAAGGGAUCAUGAACGUUUUACUUCCCCUGCUACAUUAUGUCUGUGCACUUUGAAGCAAAAACAAAUCUGUAUUUUGUCCUUUGUGUUUACAAGAUGGUUACUAUUUUUCUAGGGGGACGGGAAAUGGUCUUUAGAUUGACAUCGUUUUGCACAUGAGUUUUCUAACUGUGUAACUGUAGAAGUGGGUUGAAGGAUUGUUCAAAUGGAAUAAAGAUGCAAGACAAAAUAUGGCAUUUAAAUGAUCAGCAUGACUUAACGCUGCCACCAUAAUCGACUAAAAAAAACAAAGUGUAUAGCUUACAGUAAUGCACUGGCAUAAAGGUUGUAUUCAUAUAGGUAGAUCUUCACUUAGUCUAUACUAUGUAAUCUAUAUACCUCAAAAUACAGAGAUUUUAUAUUUCUGUAUCUGGUUAAAAUGCAUUGGCUCAUAGUAAUAUCCAGAAGGCAGAGAGGUUCAUGUAUUAUUUGAUCCCCUGAUUGUAUUUUUAUAGUUCAUGUACAAAAGAAAAAAACAUGUUUGUACCCUCCAUCAUUGAUCUUUUUUGUGGUUGAAGCUGAAGCAAUGCAGCAAACAAACACGAUUGUACCGUCUUUGAUUUGUGCAGUCAAAGACGUACUUUCAUACUUUUUCUUUCUAGUAUGAGUCAUCUGCUCCCCGUCGGGAGCCGCUGCCAAGCAAUUUUCUGUGAUUGACUGAUUACAGCAAAGUAUCUCCGACUGGACUUUUGUCUUUGGUGUAGUUAAGAUUGCACUUGGCAAGAUUUUUCCUUCAGUCCAUUUAAGACCAAAAGCCCUGUCAAUCAAGGCAGUCCAUUUGAAUCUCCUCCCAAGUUAUAAAAGCCUAAUCAUGCAUCGGAUUUAUUGUUGAAGUCAGUAGAGGCCUUCCACUAGAGGGAAAUAUUUGUUAUACGUGUUAACAUAAAGGCAACGAUGGCAUUGAAAAAUGACGUGUGUCUAUAUAAUCAUUAUGAUUAAAUAUUUAAUUGUAUUUUAGUUUAGGCAAAUUAAUGAGCUUUAACUUUUUUUCUUUUUUUUUAACGCUGUAUGGUUAUAUAGGUUAAGUAUGGUUGCCAGGUAACUGAGAUAAUAGCGUUAAAUUUACAAUCACUUUGAAAGACUUUUUCCGUGCAGGCUGAACAAAGAGGAUUGCUUAAAAUUGUAACAGGACAUCCUUUUAAAGGGAACAUGAGUAUUUUCCUGUUUGUUGAGUUACAUAUCUGUGGAUCUGUAACAAAGUGUUUUGUGUUACCUGCUUUUAUGACGCUGAAUGCAACAUGUAUUCCUCGAAAUUCUGCCGAUCUCAAAAAUGGUUUCAUGAAUGUGUUGUUUUAAUGCCGAUAAUCUCACUGAUGUUUUGUGGACAUGGAAGAAAAAGGCUUGUUUUGUGUUGGCGAGUGUGCCAUGUCUUGUUUUUGGUUGUGCCGUCUGCUGCCAUUACUAAUGGUCAGAUUUUUUGUUUGACCUAAUGCACGUAUGUAACUGCCCAAUAAAACACUAGCAAUGUGUGACCUCUA